Messenger RNA from Peronospora matthiolae, 1014 nucleotides. The record is from the annotation of a GenBank genome assembly. NCBI's taxonomy places the organism in Eukaryota, Oomycota, Peronosporomycetes, Peronosporales, Peronosporaceae.
AUGGCGGCUAAGUACGGCCUAAUGCUACAUCAGAUGGACGUCAAGACAGCGUUUCUUAACGGCUCCCUCAACGAAGACAUCUACAUGGACCAGCCGGACGGAUACCUGGAUGCAACACAGCCGGACUAUGUGUGCAAGCUAAAGAGAUCACUCUACGGCUUGAAGCAAUCGCCUCGCAUGUGGAACCAAACAAUCGAUGGGUUCAUGAUCAAGAUGGGAUUCAAGAAGUGCGAAUCGGACCACUGCAUCUACAUCAAGCGAGACGACCAAGACAUGAUUCUCGUGGUGCUCUACGUCGAUGAUCUCAUCCUGGCCAGCAGCAACAACGAACUCCUCAAGUCGACCAAGAUGGCGCUGAGCAAACGCUUCGAAAUGACGGAUCUCGGUGAGCUCGAUUACUUUCUCGGCAUGGAGAUCAAGAACGACCGUAAGACGGGAAUGGUGACUGUACAACAAACCAAGUUUCUCAAGUCCGUGUUAACCAAGUUCGGAAUGGAUAACAGCAAGCCAGUGAAGACGCCUCAAGAUCCCGGCCUGAAGCUAACCAAGAACAUGUGUGAACAAGAAUGCAAGCACGAAGACACCAUGUGCAACGUGCCAUAUCGAAGUGCUGUCGGAGGCAUCAUGUAUCUCAUGGUCGCCACACGUCCGGAUCUAGCUGCUGCAGUGGGAUCAUUAUCCCAGUUCUCGUCCGACCCAUGCCCGACUCACUGGCAAGCUUUGAAGCGUGUGCUGAGAUACCUGCAAGCAACGCCCAAUCAUGGUCUUGAGUUUACACGUGAAGAAGGAAGCCGUAUCUGCGGGUACACCGACGCAGACUGGGCCGGCGACAUUGAGUCAAGACGAAGUACAAGCGGCUAUGUGUUCAUGAUGAGCGGAGGAUGCAUCAGCUGGAAAAGCCAGAAACAACGGACGGUCGCGCUAUCUUCAACAGAAGCAGAAUACAUGGCGCUUUCCGAAGCAACCAAAGAAGCAGUAUGGCUCAAGGUGCUUUUGGGGAACUUGGUGAGAUGA